UCUACAUUAUGUGGUUACACUGAAGUAACUUUGAGUCGCGAUGACCAAGGUUCUCUGAAACUAUGACGAUGAUAACAACAGCGACGACGUCGUCUCCAACAUUUAUAUGCUCAUUCCACUCACCCAAUCAUUUGUCCACAAAAUCUUCACUCUAUCAGCAUUCCCAAUGGCACAUACUAAAACCGAUUCACAACCCUUUCAGCUCCACCAAUUCGCUCUUCUAUGCAAAACCACUCGUUUCCAAUUCCAGAACCCACUUGUGCUUCGCUGGUCGCCGAAGACCCACAGUGUCAGUCACGCCCUCAUCCUUGAAAGAGAAUGAUGGCAAUCUCAGGAGAGUUCUCCAAAUUGGACUGUGGGUUGCUGAGGUUGUCUAUGUUUUGUGGCUCUUCUUGCUUCCGUAUGCUCCUGGAGAUCCCUUAUGGGCCAUGAGUUCUGACACAGUCAAUUCUCUUGUGGAUCUUUCUCUCAAUUUCUUUUUCAUCUUACCGUUUGUGAAUGUUGUUGGCGUUCGUCUGAUUGAUGCCCCAGUUCUUCAUCCUAUGUCAGAAGGACUAUUCAACUUUGUGAUUGGCUGGACAUUCAUGUUUGCGCCAUUACUAUUCACAGAUUGUAAGAGAGAUAGAUACAAGGGGUCUCUUGAUGUAUUCUGGUGCCUUCAAAUGUUCCUCACAAAUACAUUUUUGAUCCCAUACAUGGCUAUCCGAUUGAAUGACGCUGAUGAUGCAAGUGUUCCAAUCAAACGUUCAAAUUUUGGCUCUGUUAUGACAAACGGUGCUCUGCUUGUUGGACUGAUUGGUGGAGGUGUAUGUCUUGUAUCUGUAUUGUGGGCUCUUUUUGGUCGAAUGGACUCAAAUUUUGGCGGCGUAGUAGACAGAUGGGAGUAUUUGGUUGGUUAUCUUGGAUCAGAAAGGCUGGCUUAUGCCUUCAUAUGGGAUAUAUGUCUUUAUAUGAUUUUCCAGCCUUGGUUGAUUGGUGACAACCUACAGAAUGUUCAGCCAAAUAAGGUUACAGUAGUAAAGUAUCUCAGAUAUGUACCUGUUGUUGGUUUAAUUGCUUAUCUUCUUUGCUUGGAGCCUAAAGAGGAAUAAAUUGUGUUUCGAUGAGUAGUUUACUUUGCACUAAAAAGGGCUUUUCAGUUAAAAAUGAUAUCUUGGAAUAUUUUGGAGAAACCCAAUAGUAUAAUGUAUAAAUUCUUAUUUGAAGAUAGUGUCUUAAAGAUUCGUCAUGAAUUCUCUCAUGAGAGGGGUUUUGUUUGGAUAA
This is a messenger RNA of Cicer arietinum (chickpea), 1263 nucleotides long. RefSeq lists its product as uncharacterized. NCBI's taxonomy places the organism in Eukaryota, Viridiplantae, Streptophyta, Magnoliopsida, Fabales, Fabaceae. The record is from RefSeq and is a predicted model, not a curated record.